AUGAUGUGGUCUGAUGAAUGGAAACAAAUAGUGGGUUGUGGUGUGGAAAAAAAAAUAAUAACUCACGAAAAACUUAUACGAGCACCGGAACGAGAUAUUAAUAGUGUGGGAGAUAUGUCAACAGUAUUGGUGACCACUGGUGCCACAGUCACGUUUAGAGAGCUAAUUGAAAUUGUAGCCAGUGCCAAAUUUAUUACAACAUUGGUUGAUUUGGGCGUGUCGAAACUACUCAUUCAAUAUGGCAACGAAAUAAAAGGGUCGCACAUCAGCCGUCAGUUCUUUCAAGAUCAAUUGAAAAAGAGCAACAUCGUAAAAGAGUUUGGAUUCACCGUAGAAAAUAACAUCAGGGAUAAUACAACGAUAUUAACGAACAGCGAUCUUGAUAUUACCGCAUUUCCCUUUUCACCUCAAAUCCAAGAAUACAUCAAACAAGCAGACAUUGUAAUUUCACACGCAGGUACAGGUUCAAUAAUCGACACAUUACGCCAUCACAAAAAGUUACUUGUCGUAGUCAACAAUCAACUUAUGGAUAAUCAUCAAGAAGAAAUUGCCAACGAAUUUGCUAAAAUGAACUACUGCGCUAAAUGCAAUUGUGAUGAUGAUUUCAAGUCAAUAUUGGAAACCGUGCAGACACAAGAGUUUGACAAGUUCCCUGAGAGUGAUGGUCGCAUUUUGGAAAGUAUACUUGCGGAGGAGUUGGGUUGA
Molecule: messenger RNA, 705 nt
Organism: Lodderomyces orthopsilosis Co 90-125
Lineage: Eukaryota; Fungi; Ascomycota; Pichiomycetes; Serinales; Debaryomycetaceae
Product: N-acetylglucosaminyldiphosphodolichol N-acetylglucosaminyltransferase catalytic subunit
Exons: 1
Coding region: 1-705 (234 amino acids)
Biological process (GO): dolichol-linked oligosaccharide biosynthetic process
Cellular component (GO): UDP-N-acetylglucosamine transferase complex; extrinsic component of endoplasmic reticulum membrane
Molecular function (GO): hexosyltransferase activity
Source: RefSeq, a predicted model, not a curated record